Oreochromis aureus is the source of this 9196-nucleotide messenger RNA. RefSeq names its product G protein-coupled receptor 158a (gene gpr158a). Lineage: Eukaryota; Metazoa; Chordata; Actinopteri; Cichliformes; Cichlidae. Gene Ontology annotation, cellular component: membrane. Gene Ontology annotation, molecular function: G protein-coupled receptor activity. The record is from RefSeq and is a predicted model, not a curated record. Bases 342 to 4295 code for a protein of 1317 amino acids. Gene Ontology annotation, biological process: G protein-coupled receptor signaling pathway. The transcript has 11 exons.
CAACACAGUCUUGUCUACAGUGUGUGAAAGAGAGGGAGAGAGAGAGGUGGGGGGAAACAGCUGCAAGCGGAUACUCAACAUCAACAAGCUGUAUGAGGCAUCUGUGAGGAAGAAGAAGGCAUUUGACGAGGGAAGGGGUUCCUGGUGGUUUUCCCUCUUUUUGUGAUUUCAAGAACAGAGGCGUGGAGCUCAGAAGAAUAUGCUACAAGUGGUGAAGCGAUGGUUUAGCGGGGCAAUUUGAUAGGUUCUCUGUUUUUUUUUUCUACAGCACACCCGCCCGACGACACUGUUAAUUCCGAGCAGCAAUCCCCCAAACAUCUGUGGUCGCUCUCUGGAGGGAGAUGGCUGUUUUCCGGCUGUCGCUGCUGCUGCAAGUUGGAUUUGUGAUCGGAUCAAACCAUAAAUACGCGGAAUGGUCAGGGCACGGGGAAGAUAUCGGGGCACGGGAGGCGAUUCACGGCGCUCAGACGCACCGCUGGCAGCUGGCGCAUCUCCGUGCGUCUCAUCACGCUGCCGGGGAGACGGCGGAGCUGCCGCAGAAGACAGACGAGCUUCUCCCCAGGGUCGUCACGGCUUUCUUACACACCGGGGACUCGACCACCUUAAAGCAUGCCAACUGCUCGCGAAAGUACGAGCUCACCUCUCUGCGGGGAAGGUCACACGCUACCCCGCAUUACUCCAUGAGCAGCGUGCUGGAUACGGUGCUGCACGCCACAAACUUCCUCAACAUGAUCUUGCAAGCCAACAGGUCCAGGGAGCACAACCUCCGGCGAGACAUUGAGUGGUACCACGCGUUAGUCAGGAGUAUACUGGAAGGAGACGCCAAGAUUCACCGGGCGGUUGUUACUUUUAGCGGGGAUUCAUCCUUCCCGGGGCCCUCGGUGCUUCUCCAAGCCACCAGGGCCGGCGGUGAAAUAGUACUCCAAGACCUCUCCAGCAUGGCCCACCGACAUCUGCACAACCGCACGGCAGAGACAGAGUGGUACCACGAAAUAAAAGACAGGAAGAACCCCAAUUUCCAUAAAAGACUGCUGAGCCAAGAUUUCAGAUCGGUGGACAAUUCAGUGAAAAGAGGAGAGAGUUUUAUUCCGGACAAGACGCACGUCAGAUGGUCUGCGCCCUACUUGGAAUGUGAGAAUGGGAAUUUUGUUCCCCGUUGGCUUUUGACCUUAUCUGCUGCCUUCUAUGGCCUGAAAUCCAACCUGGCUCCUGAAUUCAGGGGAGUGGUUCGAGUGGACAUUAAUCUACAGGAUGUUGAUAUCGACCAGUGCUCCACUGAUGGCUGGUUUGCUGGAACCCAUCGAUGCAACCUGACCACUAUGGAGUGUUUGCCAAUCCGCGGUCAUGGAUUUGUCUUGGACAAGUACAAGUGCCACUGCAGGAAAGGUUUCUAUCAUCCCAACAGAGUAGCUGUCAAUGGCUUUACAAGAAUGGGGAGGAAGGGAAAAGCUGCAGACAGCAGUCCCAACACAGAGGAGGGAUCUUCCAGUGACUGCCUGCCUUGCCAGCAGGGCUGUGCCUACUGUAAAGAUGACACCCCCUGUGUGGUACAUGAGGAUGGCGCUCUCCGCAUGGCUGUGGUCUCUUUCCAGUGCCUCUGCAUGCUGAUCGUCUUCAUUAGCAUGGUCCUUAUAUACCACUUUCGUAGGAAUAAGAGUAUCAGAGCAUCAGGUCUUGUCCUGCUGGAGGCCAUCCUGUGUGGGGCUCUGCUUCUCUACUUUCCAGUUGGGAUUCUCUACUUCCAGCCCAGUGUUUUCCGCUGCAUCCUUCUGCGUUGGGUUCGACUGCUGGGUUUCGCUACCGUCUAUGGGACGCUGACUCUUAAGUUGUACAGGGUGCUGAAGGUGUUCCUGUCCCGUACAGCCCAGAGGAUCCCCUAUAUGACCAGCUGGCGAGUGCUACGUCUGCUGGGCAUCAUUCUGCUCAUCGUCUGCUGGUUCCUGGUGGCUUGGACAUCUGCCGUCUGUCAAAACCCGGACAGGAAGUUGGCUCUCAUCGAGGUGGGCUACACGCCCAAUGGGCUGCAGUUCAGCAUGUGCCUCCUGGAUCGCUGGGACUACAUGAUGGCUGUUGCCGAGUUCCUCUUCCUGCUGUGGGCGAUCUAUCUGUGUUACGCCGUGAGGACUGUGCCGUCGGCCUUCCACGAGCCUCGCUACAUGGCCAUCGCUGUUCACAAUGAGCUUGUGCUGUCAGCUAUAUUCUACAUCAUCAGGUUCACUCUUGCUCCUGAGCUGCAUCCAGACUGGAUGCUGCUCCUGUUCUUCACCCACACUCACCUAACUGUCACUGUCACCCUGGGUCUUCUACUCAUUCCUAAGUUCCUGUUUGCUGGCACCCACAUGAGAGACGAUAUCGCGUCUGAGGCCUAUGAGGACGAGUUGGACAUGGGUCGCUCUGGAUCGUACCUCAACAGCAGCAUAACGUCAGCAUGGAGUGAGCACAGCCUGGACCCUGAGGACAUCAGGGAAGAGCUGAAGAAACUGUACUCCCAGUUGGAGAUUUACAAAAGGAAGAAGAUGCUAGCAAACAACCCUCAUCUCCAGAAAAAGCGAAGCUCUAAGAAAGGGCUAGGUCGCUCGCUGAUGAGGCGCAUCACAGAGAUUCCCGAGUCUGUGCAUCGCCAGUGCAGCCGUGAAGAGAAGGAGGCGGGAGAGCACGGCAGCAAUCGUAACAGCAUCUCCAUGCUGAAGAAAACCCCAUUGGAUUCAACUCACCCAGCAAAACCAGUGAAGGAAGAGACACUGAAGAACAAGGUGUUCUCCCUGAAGAAAUCACACAGUAGCUAUGAUCACGUCCGGGACCAGAAUGAAGACUCCAACAGCACCGUAAAUGAUAAGAUUGAUGAGAACACAGCUGAAGGGUCCCUCUUGGACACACUUAUGGGCAAGAAGCUGGUCAAGAAGACAUCCAGUGAGAACAUAAAUGCCCCCAGUGAAUCUACAGAAUCAGUUCCCUUGGUAUGCAAGUCAGCCAGCGCCCAUAAUCUCUCUGCAGACAAGAAACCAAUUCAUCCCAGAGCCUCCAUGCUGCAGAAGUCCCUCAGUGUCAUUGCUAGUGCCAAAGAGAAGACUUUGGGCUUGACUGGAAAGACCCAGGGUACAGAGGAAAGCAAUAAGAAGAGUCAGCCAAAGAGCAAAGACACAAAGGCAAAUGUAGAGCCAGAAAAUGAAUGCCAGCCCAAGAUGAUUAUCAGCCAGUCAGUCGAGUACAAACAAAGCAUUAUGAAAGGCAUAAUCAUGAAACAGCCAGUUAGUGGCAGCCAACCGACAAUCUGCUCCGACCCCAUUACGGGAAAAGACCUCUAUGAUCUCUCAGAAGUAUGCCCCUGGGAGGUGGAAGAUCUCCCAACUCCAUCUGAAAAUAAGGUUCAAAAGCAUGUAUCUAUUGCACCAAAGGAAACCACAACUGUUCAUGGAGGUAGCACUAAAGGAUCCAAGUCUCAGAAGCAGAAAGGUUCUGAUCAUUCUCCAUCCAGUGGCAGGCACCCAAAGGAGAUUCAGCGGUCAUCGGCUAUUCGGGCAGAGGUGUGCCCAUGGGAAGACGGAGGUGAGAGUCAAGCCAGUCAGCCAGGUGAAGCAUCGAAGCAAUCGGUGUCUCAGUCUAAAGCCCAGCAGCCUCCCUCUUCAGUUGAAAGCUCCAAAACACAUCGGGCAGAUGUUUGUCCUUGGGACUUCGAAGAGCUGAAAAAACCAACAGAGUCAGCUCACUCACAAGACGUGACAAAGCAGAAAAAGGGAACCUCUCCAAUGGAUGUGAGAGAUCCACCUAAAGGAUCACUACAGCCACUAAUAUCAAAAGCCGACGUCUGUCCAUGGGAAUUCGACAGCAGUGCAGCUGCUCCAAAUUCAGAGAGGAUACCCAGCCCCUCACAAGCACCCAAAACCAAGGAGUCCCCUUCUAAAAAGAAAGGGCCCCCUUCCACAAGAACGGUUGACCAAGAAAAAUCAAAAGACACUGAUGAUGAGAAAAGCAGAACAAAAGUGAAGGACAAGAGUAAAUCUUCAGAGAAACACGUCGGCCAACAAAAAAUGGCUGAGGUCUGCCCGUGGGAUGUAGAGAGUCACCAGGAAAUGCUGCUGGUAGAAAAAAGGAAAAGCGCUAAUGUUGGAGCAGCCAAAGAAAAGCAGGCGGAAGUCUGUCCGUGGGAUUUUGAGGAAAAAACGGGUACAGACAAAAGUGCUUCUUCAGUGAAACAGAGCAAACCAACUCCUAAAGGGGGGCCUGUAGGUGCUGCUAAAAAGGCAGAUGUUUGUCCCUGGGACUUUGAGGAUAGUACGUCGAGCAAGAAAGCAUGACACUCAACCUUAAUGGACCACUGAUAUAUUAUAAUUAUUGAUGUAUACUUUUUUUCCACUUUGAAAUCGUUAAAUAUCACCUUUUACUAUUAGUACGGUGACUUGGAAGCAAAGUUGAUCCACAAGUUGCCUUCCUUUCCAAGGUUUUGUUCCUGUUUUAUCUAUUUUGGAAAAAAGUGAAAUGUACAAAAAAAAAGUCAUGAUGAGCAUUCCAGAUUAUUACAGGAAACUCCUGAAGAGAAAUUGUAGACUAAUUAUGCAACUUUUAAUUCAGUCUUUUCACUUCAUAAGCAAUGUUAAACAUCCAUGUUCACCAUGUCAGCUGUUCUUACUUUUUUUUUGCUAUGAUUAGUUCUUGGAUGAGACUGUAGAGACAAAUAUUGAUGUGUAUAAAUGAGAAAGUAUAAAAUUAAGGUUGAAUUGCAUAACAGGGAAAGUGAAAGCCAAAGAACAAGUGAACAGUUGCAAAGAGGGAUGCAGGUCUCGAAGCUCUAAAGUUAAUUUAUUAGUUUUUGUCCUUGGCGUAGGAAAGAAAUCAGUCUAUAGCACUUUAGCCAACUUCACAAAUUAAGAACUGAGGACAGGUUAUGUCCAACUUGUAUAUUUCGUCUUCUUAUUUUCAACCACAUGGCAUGAUAUCACACACACAAUAUAACACACUGACCAAACUCAGACAUGUUUUUUUUGUUUGUUUGUUUGUUUUUUUGUUUAGAUCUAUUUAAUUGUAGUUCUCGGCAGAUUAAAAUGCUUCCAAGUCUGCGGAGAUGUACUGUAUGUGCCUAUCUAACUAGCAUUGUCUUGUAUCAGUCUGAAGGGAAGCGAGUGUCUUCUUCUUCAGCAUUUUGUGGUGGUGAAUUAUAUAAACAGCAUGCACAGCCAGGUAUCGAGAGUAGAUGGAGCCUACCGGUUUGUCAACUAAAGCAGUUAAUGUGUUGGCAAAUCUAUAAUGUUGUUUUCAGUUCACUUUUUUGAGACCCUCACGUCCCUGUUUUAUAGUUCCAAAAGCUAAAGGGUGAUAUUUGAGAGCAUAUGUCAAAAGUAGUGAAGGAAAAAUUAUUUGCACCAGCUUUGUGUAUGAAUCCAGCUUGGAUCUUUGUCUUGCACCAAAUGUAAGUGUGUGCCUGCGGAUGCAAUAUUUAAAGGACAAAUGAGAUGCAGAAAAAUUUGCAGAAGAUCUGUUCUUGUUUUUGUGUUUACCGUCCUACAGCCUCAACGUAAAAAAAAGUCAAGCAACUUCUAUUACACAAUAACAGAAUAAUUCUGGGUAAUUAAAACUUGGGUUAUGUUUUAUUGUUGUGGCCACUAAAAUUUGCCAGAUAGUCCCACAGGUUUUUAAGGAGACUUCUGGCUUAGCUAAAACUGUCUGGAAGUUAUUACUUAGUCUGGAUACCAUCCAUCAAAAUCAAACAAAUUAACAUGCUAUGCAUUUGUAGAUUUUAGGCUAAUGUAAUGGCCUAAAAGCAAAAGAUACCCUGUUUGAAAAUGAAGGAACACGAAUUGCUUUUGGGUCAUGUCAGAAAAGGGCAGUUAGCAUAAAUAUUGAAAAUGUGGAGAUCCGUGCUGUAGCAACCCCUUGUGAAUAAAAGAGGAGCAGAAAGUAACUUUUAGUUUAAGAAAUGAGCUACCUGAAAUGCUGCUGUGCCUCUAGGACCUCGUUUUUCAUGGAUAUAGCUACUUUUUCUGGAUCUUGCAGCGAUAAUUGACUUUGUUAGCUACAUUUGUGUGCUACACUGCACUUGAGCCCACUAUGUUUAAGUCAGUCAAUCCCUUGAGAAUACUGAAAAUGCCCAACUUUACAGUGUGCAAGUGAUCUGACAAAUAUUAUAGAUUAUGAUGCAUUUCAAUGUACUAAGAGUCUAUGCAAGAGGUCUGUACUCCAGUUGUAAUGAAGUAAAAUGCUGGUAUUUUUUUGUUUACACUCACCUGACAUUUUAUAAGUACAUCAGCUCCACUGUUCAUUAGCGCAAAUCUCAACUCAGUCAGUCACAUGCUAACUCAGUCCAUUUAGGUAUGUAGACAUGGUCAAAAAGACCUGCUAAUAAUGAGGUUUAGAAUGGGGGAAAACUGUGAUUUAAGUGACUUUGAACGUAGCAUGAUUGCUGUUGUCAGAUGAGCUGGGUUGAAUAUUUCAGAAACAGCUGAUCUGCUGGGACUUUCUCACAUUCCCACUCUAGUUUACAUAGACUGGUCAAAGAAAGAGAGAAAAAUAUCCAGUGAAUGGCAAUUCUCUGGGCAAAAAUGACAUUUUUGAUGUCAGAAGUCGGCAGAGAAUGGCCAGACUGCUUGGAACUGAUUGGAAAGAAAGAAAAAUACUUCAAAUAACCACUUGUUACAAGCAAGGUAUGCAGAAGAGCAUCUCUGAACCUUGAAGCAGAUGAACUACAGCAGGAGAAGCCUGUCCCGGGUGCUAUUUCUCUCAGCUAAGAACAAGAAACUGAGCCUAUUUCACAUUGACUCACCAGAAUUGGACAAAAGAAGACUGGAAAAAUAUUGCCUCUGGUCUGAUGAGUCUCAAUUGCUGCUCCAACAUUUGAAUGGUAGGGUUAGAAGUUGAUGUUAACAAAACAAAAGCAUGGUUCAAUUCUGUAUCAGUGGUUCAGGGUGAUGCUGGUGGUGGUGUAAUAGCUUAGGGGAUGUAGGCCUCUUGGUACAAAUUCAUCCCCGUUUAAAUGCCACAGCCUACCCCAGUAUUGUUUCUGAUCCCUUUAUGACCACAGCGUACCCAUUUUCUGAUAGCUGCUCCCCGUUGGAUAACACAAACCUCAAAUCAUCUCAAAUGGUUUCUUGAACAUUGCAUUAAGUUCACUGUACUCAAAUAGCCUCCACCAAAUCUUAAUCCAAUAGCGCACCUUCCAGUGGUGAGAUUCACAUUAUGGAUGCGCAGCUGACAAAUCUACAGCAACUGUGUGAUCAUGCCACUAUGCACCAAAGCCUCACUUCCACAUAUGGUUCUUUCUGGCUCCAAAAAAAAAAAAAAAGAAAUCCCAACAGCAACCAAAAUGCCAAACUCAACUCUUCAUCAGUGAUGUCACGUUGUUUUAUUUACUUAUAUAAUGUUUCAAAGUCUGUGGUCUAGUGCAGAUUAAGCAUACUUGUGUGUGGCAUGCAUCAAGUCUGAAAUCUGCAAUAUAGGAAACUCUGGACACAGACAGAGAUGAAUGAAGGUUCAUCAAGUACUAUCCUAUCUAAAUGAUAGAAACAGUGGUCAUAACUUCCAAAAUAAAAUCCAAGUUUUUAUUAACUGGAUAAUGGAACUGUCAUUGAAUGAUUUGAAAUACUGACAAUAGGGUGACCUUUUAUAUUUAAAGGUUAAGCACUACUGCAGUUUUUCUUUGCAUCUCCAUAUUAGGCGUCAUUUCAACUUAAAUACAAAUCAGACUGAAACCCCAUUUGUUUAUCAACCUAAUAAGUUCAUAAUUAAACUUAGCAUGGUAGUUAUCAAAUAAUAAUCUGACUAAAUCUUUUAAAGGUUUUGAGAUGUUCCGUGUUUCGUAUCAAAAUGUCUAAAUAGUCACCAUAAACUAUCCAAGUGAAAAAAAUACCCCCAUUUACAUUUGCAGUUGUGUAUCAGUAAAGCAUCCACAGUGCGUUAUGGUAUCUUGUGAGAAUUACUGAUUGUAAUUGUCUGUAUUCAUGUCAAUUUCCUCAGAACCCAUUAGGGGUUGGUAAUGAUUAUGAUUCAAGCCAGUACCCAUUGGUGAGUUUUCUUGAAUUACUUUGGCACAACUCAAAUGAAAACAAUCCAGCAACUGAUAUCAUUUUCUGAGAAUUACCUCCACCUCCAGCCUGUGGGAGGUGUCAGAGAGCACUGAUUGAUUGCAAUCCUUUGAUGGAUCCUUGUGAUCUUUAUAAAUCAGAUGUUAAGCGUCAUCUAUCAUCUGAGUCAGGAUUUUAUUGCAUGAGUACAGCGACAUUUGAAAAGCCCCUUCUUUAUUUAAACCUAACUUUGGAGUCGCUGCCGUUUUCACUGCCCUGAAGAAUAACCUGCUGCCUCUUUUACUGUCACUGUAGGAAAGUUAUUUCAUAAUGGAAAGAUGUGUUUGUUUCAUGUUUGAAAGUGAAAUGGAGCGAAUUUUGGUAGAAUUUAAUCCAAAAAAAGAACCAAAAACAAGCAAUAUGUUAGCGUUUUUAACAACAGAAAGAAUUUUUAUGGUGUCAUUUAUGUUGAUUUUAAAACUAAACCCAAAAAAAUAACAGUGCAACAUCCCAGCACUAAAUGAAGUCACUGUUUUGCGUAACUUUGAGUCUACUUUUUUAAUUUACAAUAGCGUGCUUGCUGCAGGAAUUCUCAGUUCUGCCAGUCCAUAGCUGUAUGUGUAUUAAACAGUGUGAUACAUAACCAAGUGUUUGUUACUGUCCGUUUCUCUGGAAAUCAUCAAUGAGUCUGUGAGUAUUUGAACCUGAGCCAUUUACUCGGGUGUGAAAAUCCAAGACCAUUGUUCUUGUACCAUGCCGUGUCCCGUAGCUUCUUUGUCCUCCAAUUGGGUCGUCUCUACCAUGGUGCAUUUUUGUUGGUUAGCUGCUUUCUUUUAAACCUGACUUCUAUUCUCUUGUGACCAAACAAAGUCACACGAAGGCAAAUACAAGUACUACUAUCGCUACUACUACUACUACUCAACGCUGUAACGUCGUAAAUCUUGCUCUUGUGGCUUCUGCAUGAAUUCAAGAAAUUAGUAGGACCGAUGUUUCACUGCCCUUGAUAGAACAAAAAAAAAAAGAAAAGAAAAAAUUGAUCUUUUAUGGACUGUUACAAGUUGUAUAGUGAGUGAUACUGUCUCUAACCCACUGUAUUGUGCUUGUUAUAACUAUUGCUCUAUGACAAGCUUAUAGCAUCAAUAUAUGGGAAUAUUUGGUAGAUUUAUAUUGUGUUAUAUUGUGAUAGCAUGUACAUAAAAGAUACC